This is a messenger RNA of Suillus clintonianus, 2076 nucleotides long. Its product is annotated as laccase. Bases 102 to 1730 code for a protein of 542 amino acids. The transcript is spliced from 13 exons. Gene Ontology annotation, molecular function: copper ion binding; oxidoreductase activity. Lineage: Eukaryota; Fungi; Basidiomycota; Agaricomycetes; Boletales; Suillaceae. The record is from RefSeq and is a predicted model, not a curated record.
AUCACAAGUCUGUUUAUGAUUUGUCUAUUCUGUUACCUCCGGGUUGAUCUCCGCGUCUGUUUCCAGGGUUUAGUAUCAUAUUUUAUCUCAUCCUGCUCAUAAUGUUUCUCCGUAUCGUCCUCGCCGGCUGUCUUCUUGCCUCGUCACACGCAGGGUCGGUAACUUCAAGAUCCGACUCUGAUCCCUCGCCGUCUAGCGCGCUCCCGUCCACCAUCCAGCCUGUCACUGAACUCAUUAUUGCUAAUAAAGUAAUUGCGCCUGACGGCUUUGCACGGUCGGCAACACUCGCAGGAGGGAUGUUUCCUGGCCCUCUCAUCAAAGCGCAGAAGAAUGACAACUUUAGCAUCAAUGUCGUGAACAGAUUACAGGACAAAAACAUGGCUUUGUCGACGAGCGUACACUGGCAUGGCAUCCAACAAAAGAAGACGAACUGGGCAGAUGGUGCCUCGUUCAUCACUCAGUGUCCGAUCCCUCAAAAUCGCUCCUUCCUCCACCAAUUUACCGCACCCAACCAGACUGGAACUUUUUGGUAUCACUCGCAUUUUUCCACCCAGUAUUGCGACGGUCUUAGAGGACCACUUGUCAUAUAUGACCCUGACGAUCCACAUCAAGAAUUGUAUGACAUAGAUGAUGAGAGCACAAUAAUCACGCUUUCCGACUGGUACCACGAUCCUACGACUAAGCUGAACAAAAUCCUUGGCCCCGUCACCUACAACUCCACCCUCAUCAAUGGUCUGGGGCGCUACCGCGGUGGACCCAAAUCGCCUCUUUCUGUCAUCAAUGUCGAGCAGGGCAAUCGUUACCGGUUCCGUAUCAUCGGUCUUUCUUGUGACCCAUCAUAUAACUUCACUAUCGAUGGCCAUGUCAUGACGAUCAUCGAAGCUGACGGCAUCGAAACUGUCCCUGUGACUGUGGAUUCACUUCCAGUGCUCGCUGGCCAACGCUACUCUAUCGUCGUCCACGCGAACAAGCCUGUGGAUAAUUACUGGGUUCGCGCACCAUCCAACUUUGCAAACCAAACGUUUGUAGGUGGCUUGAAUCAAGCCAUCCUUAGGUACAACGGUGCGCCCGAUGCAGAUCCUACGAGCUCUCCUGGACCCUAUAUCUUGCCAUUCAACGAAGCGAAUCUUGCGCCUCUGAUCAGCGUUCCGGUUCCUGGUUUCCCUGAGAUCGGAAAAGCAGACGUCCACAUCAACUUGCUUGCCGUCACCAUUAAUAACCUCUUCAGGGUUAACGAUGUUCAGUACCACAACCCUCCGACGCCGGUUCUGUUGCAAAUGCUCAGUGGGGCGCGGCAUCCCUCAGAUUUGCUGCCGAGCGGAAGCGUAUACGAGCUUCCCUCGAAUAAGGUAGUGGAGAUCACCUUUCCCAACACAGGUUUAGCUUUCGGAGGUCCACAUCCUAUCCACCUUCACGGACACAAUUUUGCCGUUGUUAGAAACGCGGGCAGCAACACAACGAACUUCGUCAACCCGGUCUGGAGAGACACGGUAAGUAUGGGAUCGACAGGGGAUAACGUCACAAUACGUUUCGUCACGGACAAUUCUGGACCAUGGUUUAUCCAUUGCCACAUCGACUUCCAUUUGAACCAUGGCUUUGCAGUGGUCAUGGCUGAAGCUCGGGAUCAACUUGCCGAUGUCAACGCGACUAUUCCAGAAUCUUGGGCCUCGCUGUGUCCUUCAAACGAGCAAUCACGCCUGGUUUCCAUCAACACGACCAGACACACAUGAUUUACGCUGUCAUCGAACAUUCAAUUCUUCAGUUCCGAUUUCUAAUGCACACUACUUAUACCCGGUUAUACCCCUCUUUUAUUUAUAAAACUAUCGUUGCAUCUACGCAUCUCUUCACAUCAUGAUGAUUUGCUGUUGUCGAACAUUUAACUUGCAUUUUUUAUUUAUUUCUCUGCUUAAUAACUUAUCUUUGGAGACCACGGGAGAGGGGGCGUGUAAUGUGGCUGUAGAGUAAUUGUGUUGUCUCGAGGGGUGAUGCAUAUGCAUUAACCUAUCGUUGUUGUUUCUUCUCAUUGUUGGACUGAACAUUCAGACUUGUGCCCAAGGCAGUGCGUUCAUGAGAGGC